Molecule: messenger RNA, 1464 nt
Organism: Acaulospora morrowiae
Lineage: Eukaryota; Fungi; Glomeromycota; Glomeromycetes; Diversisporales; Acaulosporaceae
Source: the annotation of a GenBank genome assembly
AUGUUAAAACAGGUGUCAUUAGAUGAUAAGCUUACUUCGAUUCAAAAAAGAUCAUCGACUUUAUUUCAAGUCCUGUCCUACGAAAAGAAAUUUUUAUCAAUUUACAAUCCGCUAAGGGGUUCAUCGUUUAAUAAUCUGCAAAUUCAUUCAAAAAGGAAUUUUUGGAAUGUCACCUUAACAUCAACACACACAUCGGCGAUAGGUGCUCUUGACUCGUUAAUAAAAUCCCACGAACAAUGUGAAGUUUGUAUAGUGUUUGUGUCAAAAAGUUAUACCACCGAGGAAAUCGAAUUGAUACCUGAUUACCUUUAUUCGAGAUUGCGACCAAAAUUUUUGUCCGGUUGCGUUGUCGAUAAGAUUUAUGAUGGAUCAAAUGUCAGUCAUGGAAUUUCUUUAUUUCUAGGUGGUUUGGGGCAUAAUACUUCCGUCAGAAUGGAAAAUAAAAACAUUAAAGAACAGUGUGGGAAGUUUAGGUAUAAUGGAUUUAUCGUUGAGGGACCAAGAAGCAAGUACAAAACAAAUUCAGUUGGUAGGUGGACCAAUAUUGAUGAAUUAAAAGGCGAAAUUUCGGAGAUUCCAAACGGGUGGUACGACAUCAGUAAAUUUCGAAGUGUUUCAAGCGCACCUAAAGUUUUCAACCUGCCCAAGGAGCUAAAGGGUUUGAAAGAUAAUGAUAUCAGCCCCGAUCUGUUUUUCUUGAUAUCGGAUUCGGAACCAUACCAAUUCUUGGAAUCUCUAGAUUAUCAUUUUCCUCAUAGCAAAAAGAUAGGAAUCGUGGGCGAAUCUACACCGUUUAUAACAGGCCGACCAUACAGUUUAUUCCACAAUGAUAAAGUCUUAUCUAAGGGAAUAAUGGGUGUGGCAUUUACUUCCGAGACCCCAACCACAUCACGUAUUUUGGCCGACCACCCGUCACUAUGUUCAAUUGGUGACCCAUUACGAAUAACAAGUUGUCGAGGAAACAUAAUAUUAGAGCUUGAUGGGUUAAAUCCGACAGAAUUGUUACUUCGACACUUUAAAUCUGACGGUGAUCAGGAGAAAACCUUGAUGUUAUCAAAGGAUACAGAAUUCUAUUUGGGUUUAUAUGGCGAUGGUAAUGAGAGGACUGCCCUUCACGAUUCUCCAGUGGCAAUUGGUAAAAUUUUAAGCGGAGACCCUGCUAAAGGUAACAUGGCUAUUGACACAACAAAAGAUUUAAAGGACGGACAAUAUGUCAAGACGUGUUUUUUCUUGACAGCAUCCGACAAGAAUGACAUGGAUUUCAAUGCAGCAGACGCACCUCCCGUCAUUGAAUUAGACGUCAAAGGUAAAAAAAUCUUUGGUGCAACAAGCGGGAACGGAAUAAUCAUUGGUAAAGGUGGUGGUGAGGAUAAAAAUGGUGAAUCGUGGGUUUGUGACAUUCCUUAUUCAUCUGUCAGUUUAUCAACGUUGCAAAGUUUGGAUGGGUCAAAGGACUUGAAUUAA